UCCGGGUCGUGUCUUUUCAGUUCAGAUCCAACAUGUCCGCGUCCCUGUGUCUCCGCUGCUCCGGGUUCCGCGGGGCUGUGGUGACCGCUCUGAGGCUCUGUCCCUCGCCUGCAGGCUCGUCCUCUGCCCCGGCGGCUCUGCGCUUCUUCUCGGCUCCGGCUCCGGGAGAAACGAGGCCGAACCUCGAAGAAUCAACCGCGGAAUAUGAGUUUGUGGAGCGGCUCAUCCCCCCGAGCAAGGUCCCCGCCCCCCCUCCCCACACCGGUCGGACUCCGAGCGGCUGGGUGCCCCCCUCCCCCUCCCCUCCAGAGCUUCCAUACAUGAUCCGGAGGUCGCGCAUGCACAACGUCCCAGUGUACACGGACAUCACCCACGGCAACAGACAGAUAACCAUCGUGAGGAAGGUGGAGGGCGACAUCUGGGCUUUGGAGAAGGACGUGAAGGCGUUUCUGAAGGACGUCACGGGGAAGGACCUGCCCACACAAGUCAAUGAGGUCACCAUGACGCUAAAGGUCAAAGGGCAUUUCGACCGUGAGCUGAAGGAAUGGCUGAUCAACAAAGGAUUUUAGGCAUUUGGACAGUUAAAUGACUGCUGUCUGCUGUGGCAGCGGUCUCCAACCUGGAGCUCUCCACCCUCUUCCAGCAGCUCGCCAAUGGACUUGUGAAUUAUACGUAUUGUCCUGAAUUAUUCAAAUUUGUUUAAUCAAAUGCCUUUUACCAUUGUACAUGUAUCAUUUUGAUGCCUAACUUUGUGCACUAAUAAAUAGAUAAUGGUUUGUA
Messenger RNA from Boleophthalmus pectinirostris (great blue-spotted mudskipper), 780 nucleotides. RefSeq names its product mitochondrial ribosomal protein L49 (gene mrpl49). Gene Ontology annotation, cellular component: mitochondrial large ribosomal subunit; ribosome. Bases 33 to 569 code for a protein of 178 amino acids. Gene Ontology annotation, molecular function: structural constituent of ribosome. The record is from RefSeq and is a predicted model, not a curated record. Gene Ontology annotation, biological process: translation. Lineage: Eukaryota; Metazoa; Chordata; Actinopteri; Gobiiformes; Gobiidae. The transcript has 2 exons.